AUGACUCGACGCAGGCAAACUCGCACCCCAGGAGAUCCAUGUUGGCCCUCACUGAGAUUAUGGGAAUCCCUCAAUACAACAGUAUCUGGAAAGCUGGUCCGCAAUCUCCCAGUCGCUAUCUCAUGUUACCCCGGCACCUACGAAGACGAGGAUGAAUGCGCGUAUGUGUAUUCGCAGUGGUCGAAUUCCACUUUCCAACAACUUUCCCCCGUCGGUUACUUUGUUCCUACGGAAGAUGCUUGCCCUCCGAUUGACAUGCGCCAUCAAUCACCUCGCACAUGUACGCUUGGUCCAGCUCCAGUGUAUACCAUCAAUGCAACAGAGCCUGAGGAGGUAGUAGCUGGUAUCAAAUUCGCACAGGAGAAUCAUGUUCGCCUCGUCAUUAGGAAUACAGGGCACGAUAUGUUGGGGAAAUCUGAAGGCUAUGGAGGACUACAGAUUUGGAUCAAGUACAUUCGAAAGGGAAUAUCUUUCCAAGAAAGGUAUACUCCAUCGAAUGGAUGUAGGAGCAGCAAUUGGGCUGGCUCUGCAAUCAUUAUUGGCGGAGGCUAUGUUUGGCGAGAUGUAUACAAAGUUGCCUUUGAGCGCAAUCUCACGGUUGUUGGCGGGGGGACCCGGUUGACCGUUGGUUGCAUUGGAGGUUACACACAGGGUGGGGGGCACUCGCCAGCCAGUCAUGACUACGGGCUUGCCGCAGACCAAGUACUAGAGGCCCAAGUUGUAUUGGCAAAUGGCGAUAUCGUCACAGCGAAUCCUUGUCAGUUUUCGGAUCUGUACUACGCUGUCCGAGGUGGAGGUGGUGGUACUUACGGCGUCGUCACGUCGAUGACUGUCAAAGUAUAUCCCAGCAAGCCUGUUGUCGCACAGUCGCUCGAAAUCACUCCACUAGCCAACGACACGGACUCACUCUUAGACGCGAUUACCGAUGUCUACCAGCAAUAUCCCAAUAUCAUGGAUGCAGGAUUCUCCGGCUAUGGAUCCUGGUCUAUUAACAGCCCUAUGGCGAACCAAACACCUGGCUAUAUGCACGUUGUUGCGGCUAUGAACAAGUCGCUUGUCCAGUCUUUGGAAGUUUUCGAUACACUUUUCCAGACAUUGCAGAAGUAUAACGGUACACUCCUUCAUAUAUCAGUGAUAUGGUAUGAGUUCCCAACGUAUGGGGCAUACUUUCACGCCCUCUCUGGUGUAUCCCAGCCAGUGAGGGCUGGGUCUCCCAACUCGGCUAUGACAUCACAGAUGUUUAGCAAAGCUGCCUUGACGACUAGUCGCCCCUCACUUCGCAACAUGAUUGGUGUCACUGCGGGAAAUUCUGAAGAGUGUGCAUUGACUAAUGUUGAGCUCGUCGGGGGUGGAAAGGUUCUCACUGGAGCAUCUGACAAGUACUCCAGUGUGAAUCCUGCCUGGCGAUCUACCUAUAUUGUCAGCGUCGUGGCUAGAUCUUGGGUGAAUUACUCAUCUGCUCAAAUUGUCGAACAUGAUAUCACUCAUAUCAAGGGAGCCGCUAUGAGAGCGCUCGAUCCAUUCCUUGGAAGCUACAUGAACGAGGCUGACCGCAAUGAUCCCCUAUGGGCGACGGAUUUCUAUGGUACAAACUACGUGUCGUUAGCGCGAAUCAAGAAAAAGUACGAUCCGACGAGUCUAUUCUACUGCCAGACCUGUGUGGGUAGCUCAUCUUGGGCUCAGCGAUAUCUUGAUGGAGCAAAUUACGGCCCUCUUUGUUCUACUGGGCUGUGA
Penicillium psychrosexuale is the source of this 1734-nucleotide messenger RNA. RefSeq lists its product as uncharacterized. NCBI's taxonomy places the organism in Eukaryota, Fungi, Ascomycota, Eurotiomycetes, Eurotiales, Aspergillaceae. The coding region runs from base 1 to 1734 and encodes 577 amino acids. Gene Ontology annotation, molecular function: FAD binding; oxidoreductase activity. The record is from RefSeq and is a predicted model, not a curated record. The transcript has 5 exons.